CUGUAGGUCAACUUUCCGCCUGCCGCGCAGCAUCCACCGCGAGCUACAGCAUCCCGAAGCGAGCGGCAGCUCAUCCUCACCAUCAACCUCAUCUUUGAUUUCAUUAAAAAAAAAACUGUUCGCGUAGGUGUUCGCGGGCGUUUUCUUUUUCUUGCACUGGCGGCUCAUUUCGAGGAUGGCCGAGAGCGAGGCAGACACGCCGAGCACGCCGAUUGAGUUUGAGAGCAAAUAUUUCGAGUUUGAUGGAGUGCGGCUGCCGCCCUUCUGCAGAGGGAAGAUGGAGGAGAUCGCCAACUUCUCCCUCCGAAGUAGCGACAUAUGGAUUGUCACCUACCCAAAGUCAGGCACCAGCCUUCUUCAGGAGGUUGUAUAUCUAGUGAGUCAGGGAGCAGACCCAGAUGAGAUCGGCCUUAUGAACAUCGAUGAACAGCUGCCUGUCUUAGAGUACCCCCAACCUGGCCUGGACAUCAUACAGGAGCUGACAUCCCCUCGUCUCAUCAAAAGCCAUCUUCCCUAUCGAUUCCUCCCCACAGCCAUGCACAAUGGAGAGGCCAAGGUGAUCUACAUGGCGCAACCAAAGGACCUGGUGGUGUCUUACUACCAAUUCCACCGCUCUCUCAGGACCAUGAGCUACCGAGGAACCUUCCAGGAGUUCUGCCGGCGCUUCAUGAAUGACAAGCUGGGAUAUGGUUCCUGGUUUGAACAUGUUCAGGAAUUUUGGGAACAUCGUAUGGACUCUAAUGUCCUCUUCUUGAAAUAUGAAGACAUGUACAAGGAUCUGGGGACGUUGGUGGAACAGUUAGCCCGGUUCCUGGGUGUUUCCUGUGACAAGGCUCAGCUGGAGGGCAUGGUGGAGAGCUGCAACCAGCUCAUCGAGCAGUGUGGCAACUCUGAGGCACUGUCCAUCUGCAGGGGUCGUGUGGGUCUUUGGAAGGACAUCUUCACAGUGUCUAUGAAUGAAAAAUUUGAUGCGACGUACAGACAGAAGAUGGGCAAAUCCAACCUGACCUUUGACUUCUGUCUGUGAGGGGCCCCUGACCCCGCCCUCCCCCUGUACCGCCUCCCUACUCUCCUCUCCACUGAUCUACUUCAGUACAGUCGACAAGUGCACACUUCCUGCCAAAAGCCAUGCUCUUACAUCUCCAUUCAGUCAAUCAGUCUGACAGUGGGAUUACACUACAAGCCUCAAGUCAUCAAAAAACCCUCCCUUGUGGACUGAUAAAUCCAGACUUAGCAGGAAUCUAUUGAAAUUUCUCAAUCAAUAUUCAAACCAAACCUCUCUCAACCCCUGCCUCCACAGUUUGUUCCCACUGCUGUGUAUGUGUACAAACCAAGCAGGGUUCCACCCGUAUGGGUUUUUAGGGGCACAUACGUUCAAUACAGGGAGCUAUGUGCGGAUAAUUAUAACUGAAAUACACAGAAAAUCACAUGUCAAUAAGGGAAAAAACGCCACUUCAGUCGUUACACUUUUUAUGUAAUGAUUAUCUUUCUUCUGGGCAAAGUUGCUCUGUCUGUUAUUUGCCUGUCCAGAAGGGCCUGGUUAUGCUAGAAAAAAAGCAGCUAGUAGAAAGUGUUGUCUGACCACAUCUAAAGUCAAACGUGUUUAUAUCUGUUCCAAAUGGUAACAUUCAAAAGGUAGUUUUGGCGUCUGGUCUGUUUUUCCCGUGCGAUGCAGCUAGCAUGUAAACACUCUCUCUACUCUCUCACCACUGAGUUUCAAUUCUCCAGAUUAUUCCCCCCACAUGAUGAAAUAUCACAAUCUGUCCAUCCACUAUAGCUAUUAGAAACAGUAUCACUGCUGUUCGCGAUUGAGUUUUUUAUAUUACGUACUUAUUCCACAAAUUUAGCCAGUUGUGUUUAAACAGAGAGCGAGAGAGGCGGCACAAUUGUCAGAUAGCUCUUCCUCCUGUCUGAACCCGGAGUGAGAUCACUUUCUCUUGGGGACCCUACUGAAGCCCCUAUUGCCCUUAACAACUCAGGUCGCACUUCUCGAAGGGGUUCGUAGGCUCUCUGGACUGGCUCUUAGGACAGUGUGAGGAGCUCAGACAGUUAGCUUUCAAUGUGCAGUUAAACUGAAAGGAGCAAAUUCCAUUCAUCUUUUAAUGAUGCUUGGAAGUCUCCAUGUGGACAUACUCCAAGCAGGUCCAGCUGGGAGAGGACCCUGGGGCAGACCCAGAACAUGCUGGAGGGUUGUAUAUCACACCUGGCCUGCUUCCACAGAGAGAUAUGUAACGACUGCUUUACUUAUUCUGUGAUUGCCUUUAUAUUCUAAUCUAUGUGUUUGACCAGGAGCCUAGGAGGACACCAGUAUAUAGGGUGCAUCAUAAAUCCUAUAGGGUUCAGCUGAGGAGUGGUGAAACUCUUUUGCCCUGAUGUGUUUGCUCUAACAAGAGGGAGAGGAAGGGCCAUUUUGGCCUACUUGGGCUGAUCACAAGGAGACUAUGCUCAAGCUUACCUUCUAGAGGGUAAUGAGUCCUGAACAGGUAGUGUAAAGUGGGUUUUUUCUGCAGCUGCUGGAAACAAGGUUGAUGAUUGCGGUGACAUUGAACCAAAAUAGUGAAGUUGCAAGCUUGAAAACCAAAACAAUAUCUAAAAGAUGCUGAAACGCUCCUAGAGUUGGGGGGAACAGUUUUUUUUUAUUUAAGUCAUGCAUUCACUUUGACUUGUGAUUUGCAGUGUUUAUCAGCCACAAAUAUCUGUACGAAACCUCAGAUAUUCUCUUCGAUGAUUCAGGAUGUCAGGUGGAUAGACCCUCUGAAACAUUUACACCAUCAUGAGACACUAACCUCUCCAGAGAAGCCAAGGUUAAUGAAACUAUUUUAUGGUCAGUAGCGCUAUAGGUGAGGCCACACACACCUGGUGGUGUUGUGGUGUUGGUGGGGAAACUGGAACACAUUACUGCCUGUAAGUGAGGAAUAAACUUACCCAGCAACACCCUGCUGUUGAAAAGAUGUUGGAAAGGCAUUAGGCACGAUGGCUGAUUAAGACUUAUCUACAGUUCUAAAAUGCCUAUGGAUGUCACAAGUUACAGAUGUGAUGGAUAUCUUCUAACUAAAGAACUUACACAGAUAACAAUAGCCAUUUCUGCCCUUUAGUUUGUCAAACCGAUAUAUUAGUCUAACCACUUGUCUGGAUGCCGCAGUGGCUCAUAGUCAGGUAGACGCUUGGAAGGUAACUGUAAGAGGGUAAGCCAAACCAGUAGGGACGUCUAUCACGCAGCUCAGUUUCACAGCUGAGACACUGUUAGAUGAUCAUUGUGCUGCAGUGCAGCCUCCAUCACUGGUUGUCACUGGACACUUAUGUACAAUCUGUAUGUGAGUGUGUGUCUGAGAGAGACAGAAAGAGGUAGAAAGAGAGUUAUAUCUUACGUUUGUACCUCCAUAAUGUAUCAUGGCUCUCAGACUGACCUACAUAUCAAAUUCAAGGUUUCAUCAAUGAUCUUUAAAACCACCAUAUGUAGAAUAACGUAUGAUAAAAAUGUGUAACUCUUCAGUGAUAGUGUCAAAGAUAACGCUGUGUUAGCAUCUGAUGCUGAGAUUAAUGGGCUGAAAGCAAAGACGGCUGCAGGAUUUUCGCCUUACUCUGAAACAAAAGCUUACACAAUCAGAAUCAAUUCUUAUUGAUCACAUAAAAAAUCUACAAAUAAUGUCACUCCUAAACACUUUGCUUUAAAAAAAGUUUUAACUGGUAUUUUGUGUACAACCAUGGUGGUUACCUUGUCAGCAUUUGAAACAAUCUGCUGCGCUGUAUUUACUGUACAUCAUAAAAUAGAAACCCUCUGGUGGUUAAGAUGAGCAGCUGCUGCUCAGUUGCAGAUACAGCUGUGCCAAACACUGUUGAAAGUAUAUAAUGUAUUUUCUCCCAGGUAUAAAGGCAUUUUUAGACCCUCAUCUUUAAUGUAGACAAACAUUUAAACCUUGUCAUUAUUUUCUCUUUUUUAGUUUGUUUUGUUUGGAGAGUAAAAAUGUGAUAAUUCAAAAGAUAUGAUGUGUACACAAAGAUAUACAUAUAUACAGAGACACGUAAAGCUGUAUAUACAUGAAUAAAAAAUAAAGCCUGUGCAGGAGAGGUAGAAAGCCAAAAACUUAUGCAAAGGCCUCUUCUAAAUACUCAAGGCGACAUAAACAGGAUUACAUAAAUCAACAAGACAUGACAGAGCUCUGUAAAUAACACCGAGGACACGGAGAGGUAACUCUGCUAAACUUACAUCAACACCACAGAGCUCCAUCAGAUUUCCCUCAGGAUGGUUAAGACAGCUAGUUAAGAGAAGUGAUGAGUGUGUUUGUUUUGAUAGUAAAAUCUCACACAUGGCUAGAUAAAUCUGCCCAGGGACCCCUCCCAACCACAUGUUGCAAUUCAGAAAACACAUUAUUGUGACACUUAAGUCUUAAAACUACAAGAAAAGAUAAUAAUGCAAGACCCACCUUAGUUAAUAUUAAUAUUAUUUCCUAUAUGAAUUAGCUGUUGAUCAAAUUACAUACAACACACUUACACAGAGUGAACUUAGGUGCCAUUAUUUUUACGUGUUUCAUAAUCAGAUUCCUUCCUAAUGUAAUUUUAAUACACUUGUUUACACGUGGCCACAUUCACACUCUGUUAGCUACAUCACAAAUCUGCUUACAGUCCAUCUCGGUGUUCCCAGCUACAUGCAAAUUAGAGUUGGCUCUACUUCAGCCCAGAGGGGGGUGGUAAUGCACCUGAAACUGUUUGGUACACUUUGCAUGUGGCAGGAAGAACAAUGGCAGGCUUCGGUUGCCAGACCAUGUACAGGUAUUUCAACAGACUAUUGGCGUAGUUACACUUCAGGAGAAUAAAGACUGACUAUGCGUGUUAGAGAAAUGGAUGUAUUCACACCUAUUAAACACCUGCAUCUCAAACCACCUCCCAUGGUGGUUGGAUUUCAGUCCAUAUCUAAUACUUCUUGGAUGCAUUUACACGUUGCUUUUUAGCUAUCAAAUAGCUAACUGAGUCACCCAAGAUGUAUGGAGUGCAUAAGUGGAAAUGGGGCUCUGGGGAACUGAUUGGUGAUCCACACACUCUUUUUCCUGUGUGAACCAGACUACACAUUCCCACUGACUAGUGAACAGUGUGUUUCUCUUUGUUUAUCUUGGUUUUCUCAGAAAUGUCAGGUUAGGGCUGCAGGAGAGGAGAGAGCAGCGUAUUAUUAACCCAUAACCAGCAUUAACUGUGUUCUGCUACUCACUGUAGUGUCACCACAGCAACGGCAUCUGGAGUCAGACUAUCCACCUGAGGCAUCUCUAACAACCAGUCUAGCAUCCCCUCCUCUUUCUCUAUUGCCACAAUGGUUUCCAGUCAGCAGAUCAGUCCCUGCCCUCUGCCAGACACUUGUGAAUGUCUUUAUUGUGUGGAUGUAAACAACAACCUCAGCACACACUCGUCACGCCGCCUCUUUCACGGCUGCUCAUUCUUUCUUUUCAUUGUUCUUUCUUCUCGCUGUCACUCUGUUUACAGCCGUUGGCAAGGCUUCAGCUGCCCCUCUCCACUUUUAUGGUUUGUUUGGGUUUUUAUACAUGCCUGUCUCUGUUUCUUGGGUGUCUUGCGUUGUAUUUUACAUGCUUUGCUUGCUGGUUUAUUAAUAAAGGUAUGUCUUCAGGCAGUAUCUGA
Molecule: messenger RNA, 5625 nt
Organism: Micropterus salmoides (largemouth bass)
Lineage: Eukaryota; Metazoa; Chordata; Actinopteri; Centrarchiformes; Centrarchidae
Gene: sult4a1
Product: sulfotransferase family 4A, member 1
Biological process (GO): sulfation
Cellular component (GO): cytoplasm
Molecular function (GO): sulfotransferase activity
Source: RefSeq, a predicted model, not a curated record